ACAACACUUGCUUCAACAACAACACUUGCUUCGACAACAAUGCCUACAUCUUCAGAAACUUCAACUACAUCUCCUUCGACCACAACUACAGCUGAACCCACAACAUCUCCUGACCUCACAACAACUCAAGCUCCCACAACCACAGUUGUCAGUACAGAAACAACACUUCUUACUUCAACAGUGCUGCCUACAACUUCGGAAAGUACAACAGCAGAAACUACCACUACAGCUUCAACAACCACAACUUCAUCUCCCACUACUACAACAUCAGCAGCUCCAACUUCAUCUGAAUCUCCAACUACAACAACAGUUAUAACUUCAGAAACAACAACACUUGCUUCAACAACAACACUUGCUUCGACAACAAUGCCUACAACUUCAGAAACUUCAACUGCACCUCCUACGACCACAACUACCGCUGAACCCACAACAUCUCCUGACCUCACAACAACUCAAGCUCCCACAACCACAGUUGUCAGUACAGAAACAACACUUCUUACUUCAACAUUGCUGCCUACAACUUCGGAAAGUACAACAGCAGAAACUACCACUACAGCUUCAACAACCACAACUUCAUCUCCCACUACUACAACAUCAGCAGCUCCAACUUCAUCUGAAUCUCCAACUACAACAAUAGUUAUAACUUCAGAAACAACAACACUUGCUUCAACAACAACACUUGCUUCGACAACAAUGCCUACAAUUUCAGAAACUUCAACUGCACCUCCUUCGACCACAACUACAACUGAACCCACAACAUCUCCUGAUCUCACAACAACUCAAGCUCACACAACCACAGUUGUCAGUACAGAAACAACACUUCUUACUUCAACAGUGCUGCCUACAACUUCGGAAAGUACAACAGCAGAAGCUACAGCUACAGCUUUAACAACUACAACAUCAUCUCCCACUACUACAACAUCAGCAGCUCCAACUUCAUCUGAAUCUAAAACUGCAACAACAACUGUAACUUCAGAAACCACAACACUUGCUUCGACAACAACACUUGCUUCGACAACAAUGCCUACAACUUCAGAAACUUCAACUGCACCGCCUACGACCACAACUACCGCUGAACCCACAACAUCUCCUGACCUCACAACAACUCAAGCUCCCACAACCACAGUUGUCAGUACAGAAACAACACUUCUUACUUCAACAGUGCUGCCUACAACUUCCGAAAGUACAACAGCAGAAACUACAGCUACAGCUUUAACAACUACAACAUCAUCUCCUACUACUACAACAUCAGCAGCUCCAACUUCAUCUGAAUCUAAAACUGCAACAACAACUGUAUCUUCAGAAACCACAACAGUUGCUUCGACAACAACACUUGCUUCGACAACAAUUUCUACAUCUUCAGAAACUUCAACUACAUCUCCUUCGACCACAACUACAGCUGAACCCACAACAUCUCCUGACCUCACAACAACUCAAGCUCCCACAACCACAGUUGUCAGUACAGAAACAACACUUCUUACUUCAACAGUGCUGCCUACAACUUCGGAAAGUACAACAGCAGAAACUACCACUACAGCUUCAACAACCACAACUUCAUCUCCCACUACUACAACAUCAGCAGCUCCAACUUCAUCUGAAUCUCCAACUGCAACAACAGUUAUAACUUCAGAAACAACAACACUUGCUUCAACAACAGCACUUGCUUCGACAACAAUGCCUACAACUUCAGAAACUUCAACUGCACCUCCUUUGACCACAACUACAGCUGAACCCACAACAUCUCCUGACCUCACAACAACUCAAGCUCCCACAACCACAGUUGUCAGUACAGAAACAACACUUCUUACUUCAACAGUGCUGAAUACAACUUCGGAAAGUACAACAGCAGAAACUACCACUACAGCCUCAACAACCACAACUUCAUCUCCCACUACUACAACAUCAGCAGCUCCAACUUCAUCUGAAUCUCCAACUGCAACAACAGUUAUAACUUCAGAAACAACAGCACUUGCUUCAACAACAACACUUGCUUCGACAACAAUUUCUACAUCUUCAGAAACUUCAACUGCACCUCCUAUGACCACAACUACUGCUGAACCCACAACAUCUCCUGACCUCACAACAACUCAAGCUCCCACAACCACAGUUGUCAGUACAGAAACAACACUUCUUACUUCAACAGUGCUGCCUACAACUUCGGAAAGUACAACAGCAGAAACUACCACUACAGCUUCAACAACCACAACUUCAUCUCCCACUACUACAACAUCAGCAGCUCCAACUUCAUCUGAAUCUCCAACUACAACAACAGUUAUAACUUCAGAAACAACAACACUUGCUUCAACAACAACACUUGCUUCGACAACAAUGCCUACAACUUCAGAAACUUCAACUGCACCUCCUACGACCACAACUACCGCUGAACCCACAACAUCUCCUGACCUCACAACAACUCAAGCUCCCACAACCACAGUUGUCAGUACAGAAACAACACUUCUUACUUCAACAGUGCUGCCUACAACUUCGGAAAGUACAACAGCAGAAACUACCACUACAGCUUCAACAACCACAACUUCAUCUCCCACUACUACAACAUCAGCAGCUCCAACUUCAUCUGAAUCUCCAACUACAACAACAGUUAUAACUUCAGAAACAACAACACUUGCUUCAACAACAACACUUGCUUCGACAACAAUGCCUACAACUUCAGAAACUUCAACUGCACCUCCUACGACCACAACUACCGCUGAACCCACAACAUCUCCUGACCUCACAACAACUCAAGCUCCCACAACCACAGUUGUCAGUACAGAAACAACACUUCUUACUUCAACAGUGCUGCCUACAACUUCGGAAAGUACAACAGCAGAAACUACCACUACAGCUUCAACAACCACAACUUCAUCUCCCACUACUACAACAUCAGCAGCUCCAACUUCAUCUGAAUCUCCAACUACAACAACAGUUAUAACUUCAGAAACAACAACACUUGCUUCGACAACAACACUUGCUUCGACAACAAUUUCUACAUCUUCAGAAACUUCAACUACAUCUCCUUCGACCACAACUACAGCUGAACCCACAACAUCUCCUGACCUCACAACAACUCAAGCUCCCACAACCACAGUUGUCAGUACAGAAACAACACUUCUUACUUCAACAGUGCUGCCUACAACUUCGGAAAGUACAACAGCAGAAACUACCGCUACAGCUUCAACAACCACAACUUCAUCUCCCACUACUACAACAUCAGCAGCUCCUACUUCAUCUGAAUCUCCAACUGCAACAACAGUUAUAACUUCAGAAACAACAACACUUGCUUCAACAACAACACUUGCUUCGACAACAAUGCCUACAUCUUCAGAAACUUCAACUGCACCUCUACGACCACAACUACCGCUGAACCCACAACAUCUCCUGACCUCACAACAACUCAAGCUCCCACAACCACAGUUGUCAGUACAGAAACAACACUUCUUACUUCAACAGUGCUGCCUACAACUUCGGAAAGUACAACAGCAGAAACUACCACUACAGCUUCAACAACCACAACUUCAUCUCCCACUACUACAACAUCAGCAGCUCCAACUUCAUCUGAAUCUCCAACUACAACAACAGUUAUAA
Messenger RNA from Megalobrama amblycephala (Wuchang bream), 3585 nucleotides. RefSeq names its product mucin-2-like. The coding region runs from base 40 to 3585 and encodes 1181 amino acids. The record is from RefSeq and is a predicted model, not a curated record. The transcript is spliced from 3 exons. NCBI's taxonomy places the organism in Eukaryota, Metazoa, Chordata, Actinopteri, Cypriniformes, Xenocyprididae.